GGCCCCGGGAGCGGAACUUCCGCAUCUCGGCGCGGAGAACUCCGAGUUACGCCAGAAGCGCCCUGGGGAAUCGCACGCGCAGGCGCAGCACAUCCGUUCGCAGGAUCUCUCAUCCUUCGACGUCAGGUUCCAGCGAGAGGUCGUAGAAGAAGAUAAGUUGCCAGCUUCCCCGCCGUUCAAGAGGAUGAAGGAGCUGAAGACGGAGGAUCACUCCCCUUGCUUAUCUUGUCGGAGGAUGAAGUUGGAUCUUGCCAGCAUGCGGGAGGAGAACAGAGAGUUAGGGAUCAAGAUAUUUCGGUACAGGCAGGCGGUGUCUUUCCUAGAAGUGGAUGAGAUCACGGCCUGUGCUCGUAGGAGUUGUGACGAGGCCAUUCAUCUGGGAGAACGGAUCAAAGCUCAGCUUGUCUCUUUGAUGGAAGUCGCAGAACGCGUGAUUUUCAAUGCUAGAGAGGCGCGGGAACGACUUCUGGUGGCUGAAGAUCUCGCAUAGCAGUUUAAUCAUG
Messenger RNA from Lolium perenne, 503 nucleotides. The record is from RefSeq and is a predicted model, not a curated record. Lineage: Eukaryota; Viridiplantae; Streptophyta; Magnoliopsida; Poales; Poaceae.